AUGUCGGAUUUCCAUGGAACUAUACAAAAGAGACAUAUCGACCAAUUGGUACUUGAAUAUCUUAUUCAGGAAGGAUACGAAGAGGGGGCAUUGGCAUUCGCCGAGGAAUUGAAUGUGGACCUUGAACCUCAAUCUAAACCACAACUAAUUCCCACAACAAAUGGUGAUCAAGCAAGUGUCACAAGCUCAGGGCAGCAUAGUCGCCAACAAACAUUGAAAGGAAACUUGCAAAAUCUCAGCAAGCUCCCUGAUCACGAAUUUUCUGACGUUAUCUUGAAUUAUUAUAGCAGCAGCAGCAGCAGCAGCAGCAGCAAUAGCAACAGCAACAACAGCUACAACAACAACAACAACAACAACAACAAUAGUAAUAAUAACAAUGACACUAGUGGUAACCACAACAGUUAUGCCAACACCCCAUCAAUUUAUAAUCGAAACGCCAAGUUUACUUCCGGGUAUUCCACAAUUAGUCAAAGACAGGAAAUCAAACGAUUGAUUUUAAAUGGAGAAAUCACAUCAGCAAUCACCAAAAUCAGUCGAUGGUUCCCAAUAAUUCUUGAUUCAAACAACCUCCUCCAUUUCAAACUAUUGCGCCUUAACUUGAUCGAGAUGAUUAGAAACCACAAGUUCUCCUCACACCUGGAAUCCGAUGAACGAAAGUUUUUGAAUGACAUCUUGACAUUUGUUCGACAAAAUUUAAUCAACAAGAUAUCAAACCUGCACAAGCUAUUGAAAGAACUCGAGUUCACAAUGAGUCUCUUGUGUUUUAGAUUUGAUCCUUUGGUGCUGGAUUUAGAAGAUCAAAAGGAAUUGCCGUUAGAAUUGAGGAAUUUCUUCAACAAGAAUAUCCGAAAUCAAGUAUUCCGAUUGGUUAAUAAGGAAAUCUUGGACAUGUAUGAGGUAAAGUCACUUUCCGAUUACGAUAAAGGAUAUGACAAUGAUGACCUCAUAGAUGAGCUCAGACUCAAAAUUGAGUAUGGGAAUGAGACACCCCCCAUGGGUGGAGGCGAUGCUGGCAUUUACGACUCAUCACCUAAACCAAUUGUGUAUACGGGCCCUGCCUACGAAAGUUUUUCAUUUGAAAACACUGCAAAUAUCCAAGAUGAUAUGGAUGAGUUUGAGUCUGAUUUUGAGGAUUUGGAAGAAGGAGAACAAGAAGAUGAAGGUAGGGGAUGGGACCAACUUGUUGAUGUCAAUCCUGGACAAUCAAUUGCAAAGACGUCUCCAUCAGAGGUUUACAAAGGAGAGAAGGUGAUUCGAAAAGACGCGAGCUCAAAGAACGAGGAUGAAGUUGAAAGUUUACUUGGAUUAGCGAUGGAGAGCAAGUUGGAGAGUCUUGUCAAGUUAUUUGUCUUGACGGAAAAGAAACGGCAAUCUUUCGAACUGUCUCCUUCUCGUAAAACUUUUGAAAUUAAAGAAGGCAGUUCAAUUCUAUGA
Messenger RNA from Lodderomyces theae, 1434 nucleotides. RefSeq names its product glucose-induced degradation complex subunit. Gene Ontology annotation, cellular component: nucleus; cytoplasm. Lineage: Eukaryota; Fungi; Ascomycota; Pichiomycetes; Serinales; Debaryomycetaceae. Gene Ontology annotation, biological process: proteasome-mediated ubiquitin-dependent protein catabolic process. The coding region runs from base 1 to 1434 and encodes 477 amino acids. Gene Ontology annotation, molecular function: protein binding. The record is from RefSeq and is a predicted model, not a curated record. The transcript has a single exon.